This is a messenger RNA of Rotaria sp. Silwood1, 1038 nucleotides long. Lineage: Eukaryota; Metazoa; Rotifera; Eurotatoria; Philodinida; Philodinidae. The record is from the annotation of a GenBank genome assembly.
AUGACUACUUGUUAUUUAUCGAAAGACCAACAAAUUGAAUUAACUCAAAUAGCUCAAAGUUUAGCUACAUUGGGUAAAGGAAUUUUAGCUGCAGAUGAACCAGCAGAUAUCAUUGAAUCACGUUUUUCACCAGUAAAUAUUGAAAAUACUGAAGAAAAUCGUCGAUAUUAUCGUCAAGUAUUAUUUCGCACAAAAGAAUGUUCACAAUAUAUAAGUGGUAUUAUAUUAUGUCAUGAAACAUUUCAUCAUAAAACUAAUGAUGAUAAUACAUUAUUUCCUCGUUUAAUAAAAGAAAAUGGUAUUAUAACAGGUAUUACAGUUGAUAAAGGUUUGGUUGUAUUAGGUGGAACAGAGAAUGAAACAAUAACACAAGGUUUAGAUAGUUUGGAAGAACGAUGUCGAGAAUAUAAAAAACUCGGUGCACAAUUUGCUAAAUGGCGAGCUUUAAUUAAAAUUAGUCAUCAUACUCCAUCACAAUUAGCAAUUAAUGAAAAUGCAUCAGCACUUGCUAGAUAUGCUUCAAUUUGUCAACAGUGUGGUCUCGUACCUAUUGUUGAACCAGAAGUAUCUCAAGAUGGUGAUCAUGAUCUUGAAGAAUGUCAACGUAUAUCUGAAAAAGUUUUAGCAACAGUUUAUAAAGCAUUAAAUGAUCAUCAUGUUUACCUUGAAGGAACACUUCUUAAACCUAGUAUGGUUACUCCAGGUAAAAAUUCAACAAAGAAAUAUUCAAUUGAACAAAUUGCAGAAGCAACUGUUAUUACAUUUCGUCGAACGGUACCAACUGCUGUACCAGGAAUAAUGUUUCUUUCUGGUGGACAUAAUGAAGAAAAUUCUACACUUUAUUUAAAUGCUAUUAAUCGUGUUCAACUUUAUAAACCAUGGAUAUUAUCAUUUAGUUAUGGACGUGCACUUCAAUCAUCAGUUUUACGUGCUUGGAAAGGUGAUAAAGCUAAUGAUGAACAAACACGAAAAGAAUUUCUUCGUUUAGCUAAACAAAAUAGUCUUGCUUCAAUGGGAAAAUAUGAAGCAGUUGUUUAA